AUGGCCCCGCAAACAUUCGAUCAGAAAACAUCGGAUUUCUUCAGCUGGUUCAGGGCCCAACCAGGAACCACCUUCCACGAUGACAUCGAGAUACAAGACCUGCGAGGCAAAGGAGCAGGCCGUGGCAUAGUCGCCAAAGCCGACAUUUCCCCGGACACGGUCCUCUUCACAAUCCCCCGCAAAUCUAUCAUCUGCACCAACACAUCGUCACUGGCCACCAGGGUCCCCGGCCUGUUCGGCCCGCCUGAGGAGCAGAAUGGCGCUGACCAGGACAUGGACGUUGGAGACGAGGAGGGUCGGGAUGACAGCGACGAUGAGAACGACACGUCCCAGGACUCGUGGACCUCGCUCAUCCUGGUCCUCAUCUACGAGUACUUCCAGGGUGUCGACUCACCGUGGAAGCCCUACUUGGAGGUACUUCCGUCCAUCAGCGACUUCAGCACGCCCAUGUUCUGGGCCGCCGACGAGCUGGCCGAGCUGCAGGCCAGCCCCGUCGCAAGCAAGGUAGGCAGAGACGAGGCGGAUAAGAUGAUGCGGAAAAAGGUCGUGCCUGUCGUCCGGGCUCAUAGCGACGUCUUCUUUCCCGCGGGCUCGCCAGAUCUGAGCGACGACCAGCUCGUCCAGCUCGCCUUCAGGAUGGGCAGCAUCAUCAUGGCGUACGCGUUUGAUCUGGAGAAGGAAGACGACGAGGAGCGGGACGAAGAGGAGGAGGAAGACGAGUGGGUUGAGGACCGCGAGGGCAAAACGAUGCUCGGAAUGGUCCCUAUGGCGGACAUCCUCAACGCCGAUGCUACCUUUAAUGCACACAUCGAGCAUGGCGAGCAAGCGCUCACUGCUACCGCACUACGACCAAUCGCCAAAGGCGAGGAAAUUUUCAACUACUACGGGCCUCUAAGCAAUGGCGAGCUGUUGCGGCGGUAUGGCUACACUACAGUCACGCACAGGCGGUGGAACCUCGUUGAUCUCGCGUGGGAGACCGUGGUCGCGGCCCUGAAGGCUGAGUUGCCGCUACCAGCGAAGGACUGGGAGAAGGCUCUCGGCGCGCUGGACGAGGACGAGCUGGAGGACGGUUUUGUAAUUGAGCGCGGGGCGGACGACCCCGACUCAGAGGGCAGGGUGAGCAAGGUCGAGAAGAAAGCGGAUGCGCCCGAGGAGCUGGUUGAACAGCUCAAGGUUGUGCUCAAGGCCGUCAAGAAGGUCAAGCCCGAGGCGGUGCCUGACAAGGCUGCCCGGGAUAAGGUACUUUAUUCUGCUAUCGCCAGGGCAUUGGAGGAGAGGAUAGGGCAGUAUGGCACGACGUUGGAGCAGGAUUUGAAGCAAUACGAGGAGGAUGUCGACGGCUCAGAUCGGAAGUUGAUGCGACAGCGAAUGGCCUUGGAUGUAAGGAUAGGAGAGAAGGUACUUCUGGGACAUGCAGCAGACUCGGUAAAGGCGAAGCUGGCCGAGUUGGCGAAGGCCGAGAGUGAUGGUGAAAAGCCCAGCGCUAAGCGAAGGAGGGUGUGA
Molecule: messenger RNA, 1503 nt
Organism: Diaporthe amygdali
Lineage: Eukaryota; Fungi; Ascomycota; Sordariomycetes; Diaporthales; Diaporthaceae
Exons: 2
Coding region: 1-1503 (500 amino acids)
Biological process (GO): peptidyl-lysine monomethylation
Cellular component (GO): nucleus
Molecular function (GO): protein binding; protein-lysine N-methyltransferase activity
Source: RefSeq, a predicted model, not a curated record